This is a messenger RNA of Macrosiphum euphorbiae (potato aphid), 282 nucleotides long. The record is from the annotation of a GenBank genome assembly. NCBI's taxonomy places the organism in Eukaryota, Metazoa, Arthropoda, Insecta, Hemiptera, Aphididae.
AUGACUGAAAAUUGUCAAUUGCACGACACAACUGAAAUCGAUGAUCCUCAGACUCCGGAAUGCAAUUUUAAGAGCCCAUCUCCGUCAUCCAGUAAAUUAAGUAAAAAAAGAAAAUCAAAUGAUAAAGUGGAAGUGAUUGAGAACAAGAUGGAGGAAGCAUUUACAAUUUUAAAACAAAUUACACAAACUCCCGCCAAAAAUAAGAGUACACUCUUUACCGAUUUACUUCGUGCUAAAUUAGUAUCCUUAACAGGCCGUUCUGGUACGAAAAUUCAGCCGUAA